AUGGAGCUGUCAGCUUGCGUCGAUAGUGCCGCGCCUCCGAGCCUCCUUCAGGGAGUCCCGAGCCUCCAUCAGGCUCGGCAAGACCACUACACCCCGUCCGUUCGGUCCGCUGCAGUCGCAAUGAGCGGCGACCUACUGCCGCCGUCUGAUAUAGAGCUGGGCGAACGGCGCGACCCCAUAUCCCUCGAGCCAAUCACCAGCCCGCCUUCCAUCCGCCGGACCGCGUCGAUAGGCACCAGCAGCGGUAGGGACUUCUGCUUAUCGCUGCCGCAGAUCCCUCCUCCCGUCACUCCGCGACCCGACUUAAUAGCACCUCCAGAGGAAGCCGAUUCAGACAUGGGAAUUACCAUAAUCUGUCCACCCAGGAACGGGCUUCUAUUAAGCCCUACUGACGAAAGCGAAAAAUCGGGCGAAACUGGCGAAGCCGGCGCGUCCAGCAGCAGACGUGGCGCAUCAGGCCGUUUGGGCACGUCCGGAGCUGGCCCGGCGGUUCGGAAAGGCUCGCCGAGCCUGAGCCGCGCGAGGCUCGGGUUGGGGGAAAUCCGGCUGGACCUGGGCGCGUUGCGCGCGCGCACGGAGCGGGAUUUCAACGCGGAGGCGAUGGAGGUGCGCGCGCGCAAGGAGAAGUUCGCCUUCUUCGAGAAGGACUGCAGCCGCGUGCUGGAGCACGUGUUCGUCGGGAGCGAUUACGUGGCAAGAAGCCGCGAGAUCCUGCGCGAGGCGGGUGUGACGCACGUGCUCAACUGCGUGGGAUUCGUGUGCCCGGAGUACUUCCCCGGGGAUAUCGUGUACAAGACGCUCUGGCUGCAGGUGAGAGAAAGGGGCGGGGAAGAGGGGAGAGGGAAGGGAGGGAGUGGGGGGAAGGUGAGGGGGAGUGGUACGCAGGUUGGUGGAAGACAACACGGCGGUGGACGUAACAUGCGUGCUGUGCUGUACGACGUGUUUGACUGCAUAGAAGGCGACAACACAGCGGAGGACAUCACAUGUGUGCUGUACGGCGUGUUUGACUACAUGGAGGGCGACAACACAGCAGAGGACAUCACGUGUGUGCUGUACGACGUGUUUGACUACAUGGAAGGCGUGCGGGAGAGCGGGGAGGACAACACAGCAGAGGACAUCACAUGUGUGCUGUAUGACGUGUUUGAUUACAUGGAGGGUGUGAGAGAAGGCGGAGGGCGCGUGUUCGUGCACUGCUGCCAGGGCGUCUCGCGCUCCACGUCGCUUGUUAUCGCCUACCUCAUGUGGACACAGCGCCUGGAGUUUGAGGAGGCGUUCAGGCGGGUGAAGGCGGUGAGGGGCGUGGCGAGUCCCAACAUGGGCUUCGCAUGUCAGCUGCUGCAGUGGCAGAAACGAAUUCUGCCACCCAAAUCAGCAGCCCCCGCGGCAGCAGCAACAGCAGCAGCAGCAGCAGCAGCAGCCCCCCCAGCACCAGUUGAUCCGCCAACAGUAUCCGCAGCAGCAGCGCCGGCAGCGUCUGAAGCGGCGGGCGGCGUGGUUCGGCAGCACAUGUAUCGCAUGGCGCCGCACUCCCCCUACGACGCGCUCCAUCUGGUCCCAAAAACCGUCCCUUUCUCGCGCAACUCACUGGACCCGCGCGGGUGCUUUCUGGUGCAGGUGGGAUCUGCUGUGUUCUGCUGGGAAGGCAAGCAGUGCCACUCCCUCAUGGCCCAACAGGGGUUGGCUACCGCCAGGCAGAUUAUCAAGUAUGAGAGUCUGGGCGGGGAGCCGGUUAUGGUGACGGACGGGCAGGAGCUGGAAAGUUUUUUGGCUGCCCUUGGGGAUGGGGGUGGAGGACGGGAGGGGAGGGUGGGUGGGGGGAGUGGGGCAGGGGCUGAUGCUGAGUUGAUGAAAGUGGUGGCUCGGCAGGGGUUGACGUACCUCGGGCAGGACGCAAAACUUUUAGAUGGUGCCCAGCAGAGUUGUGGAUGUGAGGUGUCUGAAGGGGUUGUAGCAGCUGCUGCGCCUGAAUCAGCAACGAGUGGCAGUUCAUCUAGUGCGCCAGACGCAGCAGUAGCAGCACAUGAAAUAGCACCGGCAGCAGCAACACCAGCAUCAGCAGCAGCAGCACCAGCAUCAGCAACACCAGCAGCAGCAGCAGCAGUGCCAACAGCAGCGUCCUCAGCAGCUCAGUCAUCUCCAUUAGCAACAAUUUUAUCUGAUUCUCCGCUCUCACCCUCCGCACUCUCCUCCACCUCCCAGUCUACAACCCCAUCUCAGCCCAAGCCAACAACCCCGUGUAAACCCAAAACGCCAACCCCUUCCCCACCCAAACCAAGCACAUCACCCACACCUGCGAGCCCUCUUCUUCCCUCGCUGCCUCACGCUGCCUCUGCCCCAAACGCCCCUCACACCCCCACCUCUCCCGAACCUCCCAACCUCUCUUCUCAGCUCACGCCCCCCAACCAGGCCUCCACAUCUGCCGGGCCUAGCCAGAAGUCCACAUCUCCGGGAUUCUCUGCCUACCGAACCUCGUCCUCGCUCUUGGGCUCGACCUCGCUCUUUGGUGCGGUGGACAGGUUUGCGCAGAAGCUUCGGCGCCGAAGCUGGGACCGCAAGGAGGCAGAGCAGCUUAGGAAGAUGGCUGCAGCGGCGGAAAAAGAAGUAUCGGGAAAGAAAGAGAAGGGGAAGGAGGGGAAGGGACGCAAGAGUGACAGCCCAUCAGAAGGAAAAGAAGCAGCAGCAGGAGAAGCAGAGGGAUCAGGAGGAGGAACGGGCACGAGCAGGAACAGUGAGGGGCGGGCGAGGAGGAGCGAGAGCCUCUCAGAGGAGCAGCUAGAGGCGCUAGCAGGGCAGCUGCGGUGCGGGGGUCUGCUAGAUCCCUCUGAUAUCCGCCUGCGCCGCCCCUUCCUGCGCGGGCUGGGGCGCACUGGGGGAGGCGCGGACUGGGGCAGGCGGAAACUGGCUCAGGAAGAGGCGGGGAGGGAGGAGGAGGAUGGGUGUGGGGCGGGUGAGGCGGUGGAGGAGGGAGAAGGGAGGGUGGGAGGGGAGGGGGAGGAAGGAAGUGUGGAGGAGGAGAGGGAGAGAGAGGAGGGGAGGGUGGUAGGGGAGGAGGCUGGUGGGGGAGAGGAGGGGCGGGCGGAGAGGGGGAGGGGGCGGGAGCGGAGGAAGAGGGGCGAGGGGAGGGGCAUGCGUGGGCUGUCUCCCAUGCGCCUGCUGGCGAAGCUGUCAGGUGCUGCAGGGGGGGAGAAGGAGCAGAAGGGGGCGGGAGAGGGCGGAGGGAACGCGAAUUCCAGUGGCAAUGCAAGCAGCAGUGCAAGCAGCGCGGCAGUGACGUGUCUACGCCUGACUGCUGUGUCGUCGCCAGUAGUGCCUGGCAGGGCGGGUGGAGCCACUGUGCCUCCAAUUGAUGCUCUGGAAGGUUCCAGUGGUGAUGCUGCUGCGGUCAUCGAUGCUGCUGCUGCCGCUGCAACAGAUGCAACAGCUGAGCCACCUGCCGCAGCACCCACAUCACCUGAUAAAGCACCUGAAGCUGUAUCUGGGCCAGCACCCAGUGCACCUGCAGCCGCACCUGUUCCAAUCCAAAUUCCAAACCGAAACCUUGUGCUUAACUCACCCGCCCCUGCCCCCACUGCAUCCUCCUCCUCCUGCUUUACUGCUCUCCCCUGCUCUCAAUACGACACUGAUUUUGAUUACUUUGAAAAGGCUCUCACGGGCGGCACGCCCCGUCCUGUAGCGGGCUUCGUGUCCCCCUCGGCCAGGCCGAACGUGCUGCCUCACAAGGGCCGCGGGUGGCUCUCUAACGAACCUGCCUGGAAUGACAACCCACCAGGUUCAGCAGCUGGUUCGGGCAUAGGCUCGGUAGGGGGGAACGCGUUUGGUUCCAAGGAAUGGCCAAGCUGGAUUCCGAAGAACAGGUUCGGUGCGCUAGGCUUGGCAGGAGGUCCGGGGCUGCCGUCUCCGUCGUCAUUCUCCCCUCGUUCGCUCGCAUUCUUCCCUCCUGGCGGCAUGGGCAUAUAUGGGCAGGAGCUGAUGCGGUCUGUGCCCAAAGCACAGCAGGAGGGAGGAGGGCAGGGAGGGGGGCAGGGAGUGGGACAGAAUCAAGAACAGGGGAAGGAGAACGGCGGGACAGGGUCAGGUGCAGGUGCAAGUGCAGCGGCCGCUCUUCCCUCAGCAGCACAGGGGGUGGGGUCAGGAGGGCGUGGGAGCGUGGAGAGUGGGGGAGUGGGGUUCACCCCCAGGGGGGCGGGUCGCUAUGGAGGGUUCUCCUCUCAGGGAGAGCUGCUUACUACCCCUCGUGGCGCCAGGUCUUCCGUCAAACCGCCCUGGGAGGUAGGCGCGGAUAGAUUUGCCGGUGCAGGCUCGGGUGGAGGUCCGGGAGCUAGCUCCGGCAGCAGCAGCAGCAGUGCAAGGUUGCCUAAAGUGCCGGUUAAAGCCGCAAGUACAGCAGCUGUUCCUAACAACAGGAGUACACUUUCUUCGGUACAAGAAUCCAGCGCUAGAGAGGACUGCUCGACAACCACCCCUGACAUCUCGUUAUUGAAUGGUUCACAACACGCGGUUACAGCGAAUGGCUCGGAAAACCGCUCUAACAAUGACAAUGGGAUUUUCAAUGGAGCUGAUGACUUCAGUGCUGCUGGCCUUCCGUUUGGGAUGACUCCUAGAGGACGUCCCCCACCGACGUCCUUUGCUGACCUGGACAAACGGGGCUUGGGUGGUUGGGGUAAUGAUGGUGCCAGCAAGGCUCCCCCGCUGCCGAUGUCGAAUAGAAGGUGA
This is a messenger RNA of Closterium sp. NIES-65, 4713 nucleotides long. Lineage: Eukaryota; Viridiplantae; Streptophyta; Zygnematophyceae; Desmidiales; Closteriaceae. The record is from the annotation of a GenBank genome assembly.